This is a messenger RNA of Serendipita indica DSM 11827, 1344 nucleotides long. The record is from the annotation of a GenBank genome assembly. NCBI's taxonomy places the organism in Eukaryota, Fungi, Basidiomycota, Agaricomycetes, Sebacinales, Serendipitaceae.
AUGGCUCAGACAGACGAAACGGCUCUUGCUCUAGGUCAGAGAUCAGAAUCUGGGUCGGAAAACGGCGACCAGAGCGACGAAGAUAUCUCACCGACACUUCAAAAUGGUGCGGUUGGAGAACAAGAACAGUCCAACGACGUAGACUCACCACCUCGGCUCUCCAAAAAGGCACAGAAACGUCUACUUAAAGCGCAAAGGUAUCAAGAACACAAGCUAGAACGAAGAGCGAAAGAAAGGGCUGCUAAAAAGGCCAAAAGGGCUGCUACACGCGCCGUACUGGAGGAACAGCAGGCAAAGCGGUCUGAAACGUCGACCGGCGAGGGUGUCGGUGGAGAAGAUGAUGAGAUGGUUGGAGAGGAAACUCGUAAGAGGAGUCGAGAAGGAGAUGAAGAGGUUGGUAGAGAGUCCAAGCGGCGACGACAGGAUGCCGUGUCCGACGGUACGAGUGCCACGAACAAACAGGCGAGAAAGCAACCUUUUGGUGCAAAGAUUGUCGUAGAUCUUGGGUUUGACGACAAGAUGACCGACAGGGAGAUCAUCUCAAUGGUUUCACAAUGCGCAUACUGCUAUUCUUCUAAUCGCAAAACGGACACGCCAUUCUCUGCGCUCCUGUUCACCUCGUUGAAUGGCCGAACGCGGCAACGCUUCGACCUCUUGAAUACAUAUCAAAACUGGAAAGGCGUAGAGUGGUGGGAAGAGGGCUACGAGCAACUGUGGCAACCUACUUCAUCAUCUAUAGCACCGACAAGCAUUGUGUCAUCUACCUCAUUGGGCGAAGAUGAGCAAAUGACGGAUGCCACAAACCAAGGGCAAGGCAUAUCAGAUUCACCCGGGGAGCACACGUAUACUUGCCCUGUCACCAAAACUCCAAAGAAACGGACUACAUGCACAAAGGAAAAAGUCGUUUAUCUCACAGCCGACUCAAACGAGGAACUCCUCGAACUUGAUCCAGACGCAACAUAUAUCAUUGGUGGCAUCGUUGACAAGAACCGUUACAAGUCACUCUGCGAGAACAAGGCCAAAGAGCAAGGCGUACGAACAGCUCGCCUUCCAAUUGGGAUCUACCUCAAAGAGCUGCCGACGCGCAAAGUGCUCACAGUUAACCAGGUAUUUGACAUUCUCGUAAAGUGGGUCGAAUGUCGAGAUUGGAGAAAGGCGCUCUACGACGUGAUGCCGCUACGCAAAUUUGAAAACGUUAGUAAAGCGGCACGCAAAGCAAAGAAAAAGCAGAAAGAAGACGAUACAACCGAGCAAAUCGCAGAGGCCGACGAGGAAAUAGAGGAGUCAGGUGACAAAGGACUGGACGCAGCUCGUGCCAGUCCUUUGCACGGGAGCGAAACAUGA